AUGCCCCUGUUCGUGAGUCACGAGCCCACGAUAGAACACAAGCCAUUCUCCAAAGACAGGCUCGUUCUGUACCACUGGACUCAGUCCUUCAGCUCUCAAAAGGUGCGUCUGGUGAUCAAUGAGAAAGGGUUGCUGUGUGAAGAACGGGAUGUCAGUCUGCCUCUCACUGAGCACAAGGAGCCUUGGUUCAUGAGGCUCAACCUAGGGGAGGAAGUGCCGGUUUUCAUCCACGGAGACACGAUCGUCAGCGACUACAACCAAAUCAUUGAUUAUAUAGAGACCAACUUUAUUGGAGACACAGUAGCCCAGCUGAUUCCAGAUGAAGGAACUCCCAUGUAUGCAAGGGUACAGCAGUACCGAGAGCUGCUGGAUGGGCUGCCCAUGGAUGCUUACACACAUGGAUGCAUCCUGCACCCAGAACUCACAACCGACUCCAUGAUCCCAAAGUACGCCACUGCUGAAAUACGUAGACAUUUGGCCAAUGCGGCAUCUGAACUGAUGAAGUUGGACCACGAGGAACCCCAGCUGUCAGAACCAUACCUCUCCAAGCAGAAAAAGCUCAUGGCAAAGAUCUUGGACCAUGACAAUGUGAACUACCUGAAAAAAAUUCUUGGUGAGUUGGCAAUGGUGCUAGACCAAGUAGAGGCAGAGCUAGAAAAAAGAAAACUGGAAUAUCAAGGUCAAAAGUGUGAAUUAUGGCUUUGUGGACCUACUUUUACACUAGCUGAUAUUUGUCUUGGAGCCACAUUGCACAGGCUCAAGUUCUUGGGACUCUCAAGGAAAUACUGGGAGGAUGGGAGCCGGCCGAACCUGCAGUCGUUUUUUGAGCGGGUGCAGAAGCGCUACGCUUUCCGCAAGGUGUUGGGGGACAUCCACACGACCCUGCUCUCUGCAGUUCUACCCAAUGCAUUCCGAAUGGUAAAAAAGAAGCCGCCGUCCUUCUUUGGCGCGUCCUUCUUAAUGGGCUCUCUCGGGGGGAUGGGCUAUUUUGCCUAUUGGUUUUUAAAAAAGAAAUACAUGUAGUGAAUGUGCUCUCGUAGUGUUUUGUGUCUGUGUGACGUUUGAACUUUUUCAGUAACACUGUUUUACGAGAGCAGGAAAAACAAGACAAUAUACAGAGAUUAACACUGAAUAAUUAAAUAAAUAUAUAAUGAGAACAUUCCAAGACUAGGAAUUCUUCUUAAUAGCACCUUCUCUGGUAAUGAAUGCCUUCAUUACUUUUUUUUUUUUUUAUGAUUUACUGGUUUAUUUUAUUCAUAUUAUGCUUGCAUACAGCAUAAUUAUGUUGUGUUGUUCUGUCCACAUUAUAAACACUACACAUUCUGCCAUUUAGGACACCUGUAGGUUGAUUUGGUUAUAUGGUACAGCACAACGGCCAAGUAUAUUAUAAACAUAAAGCCCAAAAUAAUGUUUAAUUAAUCUACCCUGAAUUCUUAAGCAUUCAUAUUUUGUAUGGGUUUCCAAACACUUUGCACUUCUGCAAAAUGAUCAGCAUUUAGUCAUUCACUUUUUAGCACAGAUCACAGCUGAAACACUAUUCAUCAGCAGAAUGCAACACAUCGCUGUUAGCAUGACAAUUUUCUGGUCUGAAACGGUUUGCUUCUGCAUUUGGUGAGAGGAAUCAGUGCCAGCAAACAUUUAGGGGUCAU
Molecule: messenger RNA, 1649 nt
Organism: Sinocyclocheilus rhinocerous
Lineage: Eukaryota; Metazoa; Chordata; Actinopteri; Cypriniformes; Cyprinidae
Product: ganglioside-induced differentiation-associated protein 1-like 1
Exons: 7
Coding region: 1-1023 (340 amino acids)
Source: RefSeq, a predicted model, not a curated record